AGAACACCUCAACCCGAUGACGAUCUAUGUCGUCUCAUUUGCUUGCAUGAGCCUGCGAUUCUACAUUCACUGCAGCAACGCUUCAGCAGGGAUGUGAUCUAUACCGCAACGGGACCGAUUCUCAUAGCAGUGAAUCCUUUCAAGGUAAUUUCUCGUGACAAGUUUGUUGGAGAUAUUGGAACUCGUCUUUUUAUCGCCAAUGAUGAACUAGAGAAAGAGAAGUAAGAUUAAAGGUUGAACACUUUGGUAGGGGUUUAGGGUGUUUUUUUUAGUAGCAUUCUCAAAUGGAGAAGGCUUGUAAAACUAAAAAUGAAUAUGAAAUGCUUCGACCCUUAAUAAAUAAGAAGUAGAUGGAAACAUGCUGCUCGCUUUUCUUGCACAAGUUAACCACCUCCAGCCCUCGAGCAUGACGUCAAACUUCAGCGUUCUUUUGAUAUUGAUCCUUCAUCCCGAUUACACACCCUCAGACUCUUCCUGGCCUUUACGAUUUUGCUAAUUGGACGGGGAAACGACCCCACGUUUACACGACAGCCGAAGCUGCCUACAGGCAACUAAGAGAUCGGAAGAAAUCUCAAACAAUCUUAAUUAGCGGAGAAAGUGGCUCAGGCAAGACGGAAUCGACGAAAUUUGUGAUUAUGGAAAGGUUGAGUUGUUUUUCUUUGACGAUAUUUGUUCAGCCUUGUUGUUACUGGAGUCAGUUGGUGGCCACAAUUUUCUCUUACAUUCUCACUCUCAGCGAGAGAAUGAGAAGAUGGGUACUUAAAUAAAGCGAAGCUUCCCCCCGAGCUUCAUCAUCAUGAUGGGGUAAGAAUGAGCCCCACGGACAUUCCUCUAAGGCCCUGUCUUUCCUCGCAGCCAGAGGCGGA
Amoebophrya sp. A25 is the source of this 866-nucleotide messenger RNA. NCBI's taxonomy places the organism in Eukaryota, Dinophyceae, Syndiniales, Amoebophryaceae. The record is from the annotation of a GenBank genome assembly.